Messenger RNA from Oncorhynchus kisutch (coho salmon), 2860 nucleotides. Its product is annotated as tyrosine-protein phosphatase non-receptor type 2. Gene Ontology annotation, cellular component: nucleus; cytoplasm. Bases 218 to 1699 code for a protein of 493 amino acids. Lineage: Eukaryota; Metazoa; Chordata; Actinopteri; Salmoniformes; Salmonidae. Gene Ontology annotation, molecular function: non-membrane spanning protein tyrosine phosphatase activity; protein kinase binding. The record is from RefSeq and is a predicted model, not a curated record. Gene Ontology annotation, biological process: negative regulation of receptor signaling pathway via JAK-STAT; peptidyl-tyrosine dephosphorylation; negative regulation of ERK1 and ERK2 cascade. The transcript is spliced from 9 exons.
CAACCAAAACGUGCACCCAGGUCCAGAGUUUGGGCAAUCCCCAGACGAGGUGAACCAUCCGUCAUGCAAAGAGGUCUGGUGGAGAUGACGUAGAUCCCCCACACAGUCGGCUGACUCUCCGCGGUAGAUGGCUGUCAGUUGGGGCUAGCCAGCUAACUCACCGUUGACAACGAUAACAUUCAGACUAUAUUCACAAGACAGAAAUAUCAAUACCAAAAUGGAUCAACAGUUUGAGGAAAUAGAUUCGUCUGGGCAGUGGCAAAACCUUUAUAAUGAAAUCCGAAACCAAGCGAGCGACUACUCAUGUAAGGUGGCAAAACUCCCAGAGAAUCAGAAUCGAAACCGAUAUAGAGAUGUCAGCCCCUAUGAUCACAGUCGCGUUAAACUUGAAAACUCUGAAAAUGACUACAUCAAUGCAAGUCUAGUCAUGGUGGAGGAAGCCCAAAGAACCUAUAUUCUGUCUCAGGGCCCCUUGAAGAACACCUGCGGUCACUUCUGGUUGAUGGUCUGGGAGCAGAACUCCAAAGCUGUUAUCAUGCUGAACAGAAUCCUAGAGAAGGGAUCUGAGAAGUGUGCUCAGUACUGGCCUACAGCUGAGGAACAUCAGCUGUCUUACACGGACACAGGGUUUGUCGUGACGUUAGUGAAGGAAGAGGACAAGUCCAACUACAUCAUACGAGUGUUGGAGCUGAGGAACACAGAGACAGGAGGAACCACAGAGAUAUACCACUUUCACUACACCACCUGGCCUGACUUUGGCGUCCCAGAAUCCCCGGCCUCUUUCCUCAACUUCCUGGUCAAGGUGCGGGAGUCUGGCUCAUUGGGGCCGGAGCACGGGCCCUCCGUGGUCCACUGCAGCGCUGGGAUUGGACGCUCAGGGACCUUCUCGUUGGUCGACACGUGUCUCAUCCUGAUGGAAAAGAGGAAGGACUCGUCGUCAGUGGACAUUCUGAGAGUUCUGCUGGACAUGAGGGAGUACCGGAUGGGUCUGAUCCAGACUCCUGACCAGCUACGCUUCUCCUACAGGGCUGUCCUGGAGGGAGCCAAGAGGAUCAUGGGAGACUGCUCUGCACAGAGCCAGAAGAGAGAGCUGUCCAGAGGGGACAGAGCGACAGUAUGUGAUUCACCGCCUUCCCCCCCUCCCAGGUGGCUCUCUGACACCCCCGCCCCCCCUCUACCCCCACCACGGCCUUUAGACGCCCCCGCCCCCCCUCUACCCCCACCACGGCCUUUAGACGCCCCCGCCCCCCCUCUACCCCCACCACGGCCUUUAGACGCCCCCGCCCCCCCUCUACCCCCACCACGGCCUUUAGACGCCCCCCCGUCCCCUCUACCCCCGCCACGGCCUUUAGACGCCCCCCAGUCCCCCAGUCGGCCCUCAGAAAAGCCCAACGGCCAGCCACUGCCCUGUGUGGAGCCUGAGCCUGUGGCGUUGUCCAGAGAGGACCGGACAUCAGGAGACGGGACAGAUCCAGACAGAUCAGAGAAGGACCUGGCGGAGGUGCCAAGUCUGAGGAAGAGACACAGGGAGGAGCGUAUCGCCUGCACGGCCCAGAAGCUUCACCUGAUGAAACAGAGACUGACGAACACAGAGAGGCAGAGAGAACGCUGGCUGUACUGGAGGCCUGUGCUGCUCAACAUGGGGGCUGGAGCUGCCGUGGCCCUAGGGCUAGUGGUGGUUUGGCUCUUCUCCCAGUGAUUUCCCUCCCUCUGUCAGAGCUGCCGUGGCCCUGGGGCUAGUGGUGGUUUGGCUCUUCUCCCAGUGAUUUCCCUCCCCCUGUCAGAGCUGCUGUGGCCCUGGGGCUAGUGGUGGUUUGGCUCUUCUCCCAGUGAUACCCCCUCCCCCUCUGUCUUUUUUGCACCAGUACCUGGCACACGGUACCCUCUCUCUCUCUCUGUAAGAUACAUUCUCAUGGUCUGUUUGUGCAUAACAGGGGUAUUUAUUUCUAUAAGUCAAAACCAAGAUUGGGGUCAAUUCCAUUUUUGAUUCCUGUCAAUUCAGGAAGUACACUGAAAUUCCACAUUUCAAUUCUCUUCAAGCUUUUAAAAAAAAAGAUUUAACAUUUAGAAUUUAGUUUUGCUUUCUGAACUGAAAUGGUGUUGAACUCAACCCUGGUGGAAAGGUCAGAGCACUAGAUCAAACCGUCCCGGUGUAUAUUUUGGUUCCUGUUUAAAGAUCUUGGUGGUAACAUCUUCUCUCAGGCUGUUGGUGCUCCAGUUGGCAGCACCUGAUGAAUGUACUGUCUGAAACCCCCCCUAUGCAGCAGCAACAGACAUCAUGUGCAAAAGGCUCAGUACAAAACAACAACAUCAUCUUGACCUUUUUACUUUCGUUCAUUCUUUUUAUUUCAUUUUAAAAGGUCAGAUUGUUUCAUUGAUAUGAUUGAUGUACGUAUUUGACAGGAAGCAAUUCAAAGGCUGUUUCACCUCUUUUUGGGGGAUCCUCUCAUAGAGCAACAGGAACAUAGAGGUCAGAGGUCAGCAGUAGAACUGUUCUCUAACCAACAACAUACUUUGUUCUUCAUAAUGCUGAUGGUGCUUUGACAUGUGUUCCUGACCAGACACGGUUCUUCCGUUGUGUCAGCAGGGUCCGGACCAGGCAGAGUUUGGUCUGAACGGUCAGCAGGGCCCGGACCGGGCAGAGUUUGGUCUGAACGGUCAGCAGGGCCCGGACCGGGCAGAGUUUGGUCUUAACGGUCAGCAGGGCCCGGACCGGGCAGAGUUUGGUCUGAAUGGUCAGCAGGGCCCGGACCGGGCAGAGUUUGGUCUGAACGGUCAGCAGGGCCCGGACCGGGCAGAGUUUGGUCUGAACGGUCAGCAGGGCCCGCAGCGGGCAGAGUUUGGUCUGAACGGUCAGCAG